AUGGCGGCCAGGCCGGCAGCCGGGACUCCGCGCGUCCUGUCCCGUCCCGACCCCGCAGAGCGACCUCGGCCCUGGCCGGAGCCCUCUCUGGGCAGCUUCGCGCCGCAGCCACGCGUCUCCCCCAGAUUGUGCGGUGAGGACGGGAGCGUCUCAGGGGAGACCCAGGUUCGGUGUCCCAGCCUGCUCACCCCAACCAUGGAAGGAGCCCUUUAUACUGAGAAGCUACAGAGCUCUGGAAAGCUGAAAGCUGAAAAUCCACAGAAAGAGGCAUUUGGGGUUGGGAUGGAAGGAGGUGUUCCCAAGGUCACCCCACAGGUGCCUGAGUCCAGCACCUAUUGGAACUCAGAUGUCCAUGAGCUCAAGACCAUGGCUGUAGACCUGGCUGUUGGACUGUUUUCAUUCAGGGAUGUGGCCGUAGAAUUCUCUCUGGAGGAGUGGGAACACCUGGAACCAGCUCAGAAGAAUUUGUAUCAGGAUGUGAUGUUAGAAAACUACAGAAACCUGGUCUCUCUGGGUCUUGUUGUCUCUAAGCCGGACCUGAUCACCUUUUUGGAGCAAAGGAAAGAGUCUUGGAAUGUGAAGAGUGAGGAGACAGUAGCCAUCCAGCCAGAUGUGUUUUCACAUUAUAACAAGGACCUGUUGACAGAGCACUGCACAGAAGCUUCAUUCCAAAAAGUGAUAUCAAGGAGACAUGGGAACUGUGAUCGUGAGAAUUUACAUUUAAGAAAAAGGUGGAAAAGGGAGGAGUGUGAAGGGCACAAUGGAUGUUAUGAUGAAAAGACUUUUAAAUAUGAUCAAUUUGAUGAGUCCUCUGUUGAAAGUUUGUUUCACCGGCAAAUACUUUCUUCUUGUGCCAAAAGCUAUAACUUUGAUCAAUAUAGGAAGGUCUUUACUCAUUCAUCAUUGCUUAAUCAACAAGAGGAAAUAGAUAUUUGGGGAAAACAUCACAUAUAUGAUAAAAUUUCAGUGUUCUUUAGGCAGGGCUCUACUCUAAAUAGUUACCGAGAUGUUUUCAUUGAAGAGAAAAAUUAUCGUUGCAAUAAUUCUGAAAAAGCUUUGAACCAAAGCUCAAGCCCUAAAAAUCAUCAGGAAAAUUAUUUUCUAGAAAAGGAAUACAAAUGUAAAGAAUUUGAGAAAGUCUUUCUUCAGAAUAUGCAUGGGCAAAAGAAGCAAGAACAGUCUUACAAAUGUAAUAAAUGUGUAGAAGUUUGUACCCAGUCAUUAAAACAUAUUCAACAUCAGACCAUCCAUAUCAGAGAAAACUCAUAUAGAUGUAAUAAAUAUGAUAAAGACCUUAGUCAGUCAUCAAAUCUUAGAAAGCAGAUAAUCCAUAACGAAGAGAAACCAUACAGAUGUGGAAAAUGUGGGGAUAGCUUUAACCAUAGUUUGCAUCUUACUCAACAUCAGAUCAUUCCUACUGAAGAGAAACCUUAUAAAUGGAAAGAAUGUGGCAAAGUCUUUAACCUUAACUGCAGUUUAUACCUUACUAAACAGCAGCAAAUUGAUACUGGAGAAAACCUUUACAAAUGUAAAGCAUGUAGCAAAUCUUUUACUCGUUCCUCCAAUCUUAUUGUGCAUCAGAGAAUUCACACUGGAGAGAAACCAUACAAAUGUAAAGAAUGUGGCAAAGCCUUUCGCUGUAGUUCAUACCUUACUAAACAUAAGCGAAUUCAUACUGGAGAGAAACCUUAUAAAUGUAAAGAAUGUGGAAAAGCUUUUAACCGUAGUUCAUGCCUUACUCAACAUCAGACAACUCAUACGGGAGAAAAACUUUACAAAUGUAAAGUAUGUAGCAAAUCUUAUGCUCGUUCUUCAAAUCUUAUUAUGCAUCAGAGAGUUCAUACUGGAGAGAAGCCUUAUAAAUGUAAAGAAUGUGGCAAAGUCUUUAGCCGUAGUUCUUGCCUUACUCAGCAUCGGAAAAUUCAUACUGGAGAAAAUCUUUACAAAUGUAAAGUAUGUGCCAAACCUUUUACUUGUUUCUCAAAUCUUAUUGUGCAUGAGAGAAUUCAUACUGGAGAGAAACCCUAUAAAUGUAAAGAAUGUGGCAAAGCCUUUCCUUAUAGUUCACACCUUAUUCGACAUCAUCGAAUUCAUACUGGAGAAAAACCAUACAAAUGUAAAGCAUGUAGCAAAUCUUUUAGUGACUCCUCAGGUCUUACUGUGCAUCGGCGAACUCAUACUGGAGAGAAACCCUAUGUGUGUAAAGAAUGUGGCAAAGCCGUUGGUUACAGUUCAGAUGUUAUUCAGCAUCGGAGAAUUCAUACUGGCCAGAGACCCUACAAAUGUGAAGAAUGUGGCAAAGCCUUCAACUCUAGGUCAUACCUCACUACACAUCAGAGAAGUCAUACUGGAGAGAGACCCUACAAAUGUGAAGAAUGUGGCAAAGCCUUCAGCUAUAGGUCAUACCUCACUACACAUCGGAGAAGUCAUACUGGAGAGAGACCCUACAAAUGUGAAGAAUGUGGUAAAGCCUUCAGCUAUAGGUCAUACCUCACUACACAUCGGAGAAGUCAUACUGGAGAGAGACCCUACAAAUGUGAAGAAUGUGGCAAAGCCUUUAACUCUAGGUCAUACCUCAUUACACAUCAGAGAAGUCAUACUAGAAAAAAAACUUUAAAAAUGUAA
This is a messenger RNA of Nomascus leucogenys (northern white-cheeked gibbon), 2625 nucleotides long. RefSeq names its product zinc finger protein 267. Lineage: Eukaryota; Metazoa; Chordata; Mammalia; Primates; Hylobatidae. The coding region runs from base 1 to 2625 and encodes 874 amino acids. The transcript has 6 exons. Gene Ontology annotation, biological process: regulation of transcription by RNA polymerase II. Gene Ontology annotation, molecular function: DNA-binding transcription factor activity, RNA polymerase II-specific; RNA polymerase II cis-regulatory region sequence-specific DNA binding. The record is from RefSeq and is a predicted model, not a curated record.